CACCGUCGUGUAACUACUUCCGUGUCUACAAAGGAAAUAUGGGCUGAAAUAGAUGAGGACGCCAUAACCAUACCGCGACCAGGUGUGUGAUGACGCGCGUCCCAGAUUAAUCAUUAGAGAUACAAAUAUAUUUUAGAUCUGAUAGUGACAUUUGGGAUACUGCUCUUCCUCCCUCUAAAACAACUGAUGGACGUCUGCAAACACUCGUGUGUUCUAAAAGCUGAACUGGAAUUUACGUAAUGAGUCAUUAUUCAACGAUCGUCUACAGUGUGCAAUCAGGGAUGUGGUCGUUUUGGGUUGUGUUUAGCUACAUGCAUGGUAAGUCACGCGCACCAGGACCUAACCUUAUGAUGAAGAUGCACUUUGUAAAUUGCAAGUGAAAAUGUGGCAUUUCCAAGGAUUUUGUUUACGCACCACUCACUAGACUCCAUGAUGUAACCGUAGUAUUGGUGCUAGAAACUAACGUGCGUUUGACCAUACAUAAACAUAUCUUAUUAUAUGCAGUGAACAAAACCAGCCGUAUUAAACAUGGAUCUGCUGGAGCGAGAGACACUUGUACGUACUUAUAUGUGUAGACUGCACGACAUCUUCGAUAGUCUCGCCCAGUUAUGUCCCGUGAACGACGAUUUAGCCACUAUUCUGUCAAACGGCGCUCUUCUUUUCGACGAGUUGCAGACACAAAUACACGAGUUGUUCUUACUGUUCAAACUCGUUCAAAAACCAAGCUUACCGGCUUUGCUUGAUCCUCGUCAGCUUUCUGACUGGGCGUUAAAAGGGGAAGGACAUUUUGGUAAAGUCUAUGAAUGCCGUCUUCAAGGAGUACGCGUUGCUGUGAAAAUAUUAAAGGAACGUGCCCGGUCAUCUUUCCUGGAAUGUCAUCUGCUUCGAAAACUUUAUCACGACAACGUAGUAGCGUUCCGGGGGAUGGGAUUGGUGUCUCACCACCACCUUUCUCAGUGCCUCGUUGGUCAGGCGAAUAUAGAUACAGAAACAUACUCUGGACAACCUGUGUCUACUGGUCCUACUACAUACGGCCACAUUAUGUCACAGUCAGGUAUGGACAGUGGCGUGUGUAUGGCUAGUCCAGCAGUCUCCACAUCACCAGAACAUUCAACUCAUUGUGACAGUGACGUAGAUAUUGAGACAGGAAUGCCUCCAGGAGAGUAUUCCCGAACACUUGAUACCAGACUUGUCGUGCCAGACAGUUGGAAGUGUGACGCUAGAGGAUAUGUCGAUGAAUCUUCGGUACAAAAGUCAGAGGCAUUGUCUCCAGCGGUUACUGAGAUGCAAACGGUAAGAAAUGCAUUAACUGAUGUUCAAAACAAAGAUCCUGAUAAUUUACAACAAGACAUCAAAGGUUAUGUUAGCUCAUGUGAGCCCGUUGCCCAACAGAUACAAUCAGGACAGUUUGGAGCCGUCAAAACAACUCCGUUAUGUCCAGGGUAUAUACUUCCGUGCAGCGUCUCCAAAACACAAACGCGCGAAAAACGUGUAGAUAAAAAACGGAGAUCUCUACUUCAUCAGGUGAUCACAAACCAUGAGACUUCUAUGUUUGUAGUGAUGGAAUACGUAGAUUUGAACCUGUUGGGAUACUUGCGCAUGCUCACGAGUCCCCUGAGUUAUGCUUGUGCGUGGGACAUUUCCAGUCAAGUCUUCAACGCUAUUGCAUACCUUCAUUCUAAUGACGUUGUACAUCGUGACCUUAAACCUGAUAAUAUCUUAGUGGAAGUUGGGCCGGCAAGGUUGAGGGUCAAGGUCGCCGAUUUUGGACUUGCUUGGGGCUGUGGCGUAGAAAAGCUUGUAACUUCGUCUCUUUUUAACUAUGGUCUGCAGGAAGGACCUCGACGUGGAUACGUGCAUGUGCGAUGGGGAGCCCCGGAAUUCGUGUUUAAGAGCGAUUUUGGCAAUGCCGUCAGUCUCCAGGAUUACAAACGUGGCGAUAUUUACUCGUUUGGGUUGGUCACCUGUUUUGCAAUGUCUGGGAAGAAGGCAAUGGCUCAACUUUCAACUCGGCAACUCAUGUCUGCAGUACAGCGGGACCGGGGGAUAAAGACAGCCGAUGUCAAGUGUGACAAGGGCAAGGCUACUGACGACAACCAGUCGAAACUCUACAAUACUGAGCAACUCAUCGGUGAUUUUGUACCCCUACCCGAGGACUUAGAUGGUCCCCUUCUUGAUGUCAUCGAAUCGUGUUUGAAGAACUGUCCUUCCCAGCGGCCAACAACAGAAGAACUUCAUUCAAAAUAUUUCUCGCUGAAGAAAAACCCUUACGACAAUGACCCCACUAAUGCUGAGUUCUUCUCUUUCGGAUUUCUGAAAAACACUCAAAUUUAUGUUGCUGAUUCUUUCUUCUCGGGGCCAAACGGGUUUUAUGACACAAAAGUUCGCCAUUCAGGGUAUAAUCACGCACAGUUGAUGUGUGAAAUAGAAACUGUUGAUGUACAACAGAUGGAUGUGCCUGAUACGUUAGGUUUUGAACAGAUAGACUUGUACACACGCACGGCUGAAAAAUACCGGCUGUUGGCAGCUAGGAAGGAGAUAGACAACAAUGUAUUAAGUGCCUUGAAGAAGCUCACAUACUCAAGGUGUGGUACUAAUGAAGAUCAGGCUAUAGAACUUCACUUCCAGGAGUCGCUCUACUGCCACCACAGGACAAUGCGAGAUAUGUGGAUAUCCCUCUCUGAUACAGACAAAGAUAAAACCGUUCCGUGCAAGAGUAUUGUCAGUCCAUUGUAUAGUAAUUCAUUUGGUCUCCAUGUCGCUGUUCUGACAAACGAGGGACCUGAUAGUUCUCAGAAAUUUGUCUUCGCCCGAAGGUCAAGGAGAUUGGGCAUGGCCAGUCCAGGUGCAAUCACGUGCGGUGUAGUGGAGAGCGUAUCUGCCCUGGACAAGUGUCUACAAAACGGCCAAUAUUACGUCGAUCUGGUAAAUACGGCAGCCAGGGGUUUGAUGGAAGAGAUAGGUGUGGAGCUAACCGGAAGAGAGUUGGACGCCAUUUGUCUGUCGACAGUGUAUCUUAAGUUUGACUUCUAUGAGUGGGGCUUGUGUGGUUUUGUCGACUUGAAGGAUGAGAGGAUAGUCGAGAAACACCGCCUAAGUGCGGAAAGCAUCAAGGCCCGCUUCACAAGUGGACCAAAAGACAAGUUUGAGCAUCAGACACUGACCUUCGUUGACUUCCAGCUUGACGACAUGGUCAAGUUUGUGUCACAGAAUCACGAGAACUUCGCCAGUUCGGCCAAGCUAGUAGUAGUCAAAGUUCUCGAAGCUUUCUUUGGAACGGAGCAGGUUGAUAGAGCGUUCCACAGUGGCAUUAAAAAGAGCGAUGCCUAGCCGUGUUUUAAAAUGUUGAAGCUCUUCACGGGGUUGUCUACCGAAAUAUAUCUCCUAUAAAUGACUUCCGGUAUGCAGUUGUUCCGUCUAAAAAAAUAAACGCAUAUGUUCAGCAAACGUACAUGUAAGUCUAAAAGGUGUCACUGAAACUGAUGCCCUUGUCAAAAGCGCUACUCCACACUCCACACCACCCAACCUUCCAUCCCAUAGGAGUGAUGCGAGGGUCUCUUGAAAGUUUAUUGAAGAUAAAUUAUUGCACCUUUGAGAGUUAAAGAUAAACACCUUUAAUUAUAAUGUGUUUAGUUUAGCAUCUGUUCAAUAUUUAUGUAAGCAAUGAUUGGUAUCUUGAUUGGUUAACACCUUUUGUAACUUUAAUUGGUUAAUAUCCUUAACUAUAGACAAAGGUGGUUUGAAUGCUCUCAAUGUUUGACACUCAUCCGUGAUGCAGUUCCACUCAUACUGAUAGAUACUUGACAGGUGGUUACCUUUU
Mizuhopecten yessoensis (Yesso scallop) is the source of this 3820-nucleotide messenger RNA. RefSeq lists its product as uncharacterized. Gene Ontology annotation, biological process: protein phosphorylation. Lineage: Eukaryota; Metazoa; Mollusca; Bivalvia; Pectinida; Pectinidae. The record is from RefSeq and is a predicted model, not a curated record. The transcript has a single exon. Bases 529 to 3330 code for a protein of 933 amino acids. Gene Ontology annotation, molecular function: protein kinase activity; ATP binding.